Lagopus muta (rock ptarmigan) is the source of this 2677-nucleotide messenger RNA. It is a transcript of the gene PBX3, whose product is annotated as PBX homeobox 3. The record is from RefSeq and is a predicted model, not a curated record. Gene Ontology annotation, biological process: eye development; embryonic organ development; regulation of transcription by RNA polymerase II. The transcript has 9 exons. Gene Ontology annotation, cellular component: nucleus. Gene Ontology annotation, molecular function: RNA polymerase II cis-regulatory region sequence-specific DNA binding; DNA-binding transcription factor activity, RNA polymerase II-specific. Bases 85 to 1386 code for a protein of 433 amino acids. NCBI's taxonomy places the organism in Eukaryota, Metazoa, Chordata, Aves, Galliformes, Phasianidae.
UUUUUUUUUUUUUUUGUGCCGUGUGAGCGCGGAGCGAGCGGCGGGGCCGAGGCCGGGCGCGCAGUGCCCCCGCGGCGCGGGGCCAUGGACGAGCAGUCCCGCAUGCUGCAGACCCUGGCGGGCGUCAACCUGGCGGGGCACUCCGUGCAGGGGGGCAUGGCCCUGCCGCCUCCCCACGGACACGACGGGGCCGACGGCGACGGCAGGAAGCAGGACAUCGGGGACAUCCUGCACCAGAUCAUGACCAUCACCGACCAAAGCCUGGACGAGGCGCAAGCAAAGAAGCACGCGCUGAACUGCCACAGGAUGAAGCCCGCGCUCUUCAGCGUCCUCUGCGAGAUCAAGGAGAAAACAGGUUUGAGCAUCCGAGGAGCCCAGGAGGAAGACCCUCCCGAUCCCCAGCUAAUGAGACUAGACAAUAUGCUUCUGGCAGAAGGAGUCUCAGGUCCGGAGAAAGGUGGGGGAUCGGCGGCAGCAGCUGCAGCCGCAGCAGCCUCUGGAGGGUCUUCAGAUAACUCUAUUGAACACUCAGAUUACAGAGCCAAAUUGACCCAGAUCAGACAAAUCUAUCACACAGAGCUGGAGAAAUAUGAACAGGCAUGUAAUGAAUUUACCACACAUGUGAUGAACCUGCUCAGAGAACAGAGUCGAACGCGGCCCAUUUCUCCUAAGGAGAUUGAAAGGAUGGUGGGCAUCAUACAUCGAAAAUUCAGCUCCAUUCAGAUGCAGCUGAAGCAGAGUACUUGUGAAGCAGUCAUGAUUUUAAGGUCGAGGUUCCUUGAUGCCAGAAGGAAAAGACGCAAUUUCAGUAAACAAGCCACAGAAAUAUUGAAUGAGUAUUUUUACUCCCACCUCAGUAACCCUUACCCCAGUGAAGAAGCCAAAGAAGAGCUGGCAAAGAAGUGCAGCAUCACGGUAUCACAGGUCUCCAACUGGUUUGGCAAUAAGAGAAUCAGGUACAAGAAGAACAUUGGGAAGUUCCAGGAAGAAGCCAAUCUUUACGCAGCAAAGACGGCUGUGACUGCAGCGCACGCCGUGGCCGCGGCCGUCCAGAACAACCAGACCAACUCCCCCACCACGCCAAACUCUGGUUCUUCUGGUUCUUUUAACCUCCCAAAUUCUGGGGACAUGUUCAUGAACAUGCAGAGUCUGAAUGGGGAUUCUUACCAGGGGUCCCAAGUCGGAGCCAAUGUGCAGUCACAGGUGGAUACCCUGCGUCAUGUUAUCAAUCAGACGGGAGGAUACAAUGAUGGCUUGGGAGGAAAUUCACUGUACAGUCCACAUAAUUUAAAUGCUAAUGGAGGCUGGCAGGAUGCAACUACUCCAUCUUCUGUGACUUCCCCUACAGAAGGGCCGGGAAGUGUGCACUCUGAUACCUCUAACUAAUCUCCUAGCAACACUUUUUCCCUGAGCUGAGAUGCCUUGAUCAGCGCAUUCAGAGUCGCAGGAGAAAAAGGAAAGAAUUUUUUUGUAGCCAACCACCUACAGCUUUACUGUAAAACCUUGUCUUACUAGAAAACUUGGUAAAUCUGUUUUUUAAAGGUAUCAUAAUCAUUUGUAUUUAUACUUAAAACACACAAUGUUAAAAAGCACUUUAUCCAAUUGGGCCAAGAUUUAGCAUUGUUUAUAGCCCUGUAACUAUUUUAUCAUAAUUUAUUAUCGGCGAUUUUAACAGUGUCGGUCUAACAGUUGCCAAUUGCUUGGCCUUAAGGGUAAAAGUACAGUACAAGCUUAACCUCGAUAGCAAGAAUGGGCACAAAGAACACCUCACCUGAAUCUUAACUGCGUGCAUAUUUUCGCGGAAAGUCAAAAUGAGUUACAGACUUGGAUUGUGUUUAACCUUCUCAUCUCUCUUAUGGAGUUGGAAUAAAGAGAUCUGUUUGGUUAUUUCAGUUAACAGCGGUUGUGUUUAAGAAUCCUUAUUCGUCACAUUUUUGUUGUGAUCUGUUGCUUUAUAAGUUAGGUUGGAUACCAGGAGCAUCUUUCCUUGCUAACCGCCAGGACCCCCCGCCUGCUCUCUGUAUUUCGGCAAUGGACUCAGAGUGUUCUUAAGAGGUGAAGAUAUUGCUGCUUCUUUCAGUGAGCCACCAGCUGGGUUUUACAGUGUGAGUAGGUGCUGUGCGGCUGCCGAGAUUGGUUACUUCUUCUGGGCAGCCAAACAAACAAAAACAGAAAGGAAAAGCGAAGGAAAAAGCACCGUUAUAUGGAUUGUUGUACAUAGUGUAGCAAAAGAGUAUUUAUACAUCUCACCAAUCAAAACACAGCUUUAUUACCUCAUGCGAACUCAUACGAACCAAUAGACUUUCAACAUGUUCUGUAGCUUAGAGUGCUCACUUACUACCUCUGAACGAUACUCACGCUGUAGUUUGUCUCUUUCUUAUCUUUUUGCAUCUUGUAACUAACUCUUUGUUUCCCUCAUAAAUUGUAAUGUACAUUGUAAUCUUUUAAAAGAAUCAGGGUUGCGUUUGCAACUUUUAAAAGAGCUGAAGUGGAAACGUUGGGUCUUAGGUUUAACAGGACAGUGAAACUGUUGUAAAUACUGAGAAACAUUUUGAAUGUUCUUCAUCUUGUUACUAAUCCACGCAAAAAAUACAACUAAUUGUAAUGCAUACAGACUUCAGUAUCAGUACUGUAUAUUCACCCUGUGUAACAGGGGGCCCUUUCUUUCUCUCUUUUG